Nanorana parkeri is the source of this 403-nucleotide messenger RNA. RefSeq names its product HIG1 hypoxia inducible domain family member 1B (gene HIGD1B). The record is from RefSeq and is a predicted model, not a curated record. Gene Ontology annotation, cellular component: mitochondrion. NCBI's taxonomy places the organism in Eukaryota, Metazoa, Chordata, Amphibia, Anura, Dicroglossidae. The coding region runs from base 16 to 366 and encodes 116 amino acids. The transcript has 3 exons. Gene Ontology annotation, biological process: mitochondrial respirasome assembly.
GAUGGACACCGUGUGAUGUGCUGGUACGAAGGUGUCAACAUGUCUGCAGAGAGGGAUGAGUGGGUACCGGAGGAACAGGAGACUGUCACCAGCAAACUGCAGCGUAAAAUAAAGCAGUCCCCCCUUGUCCCAGUGGGUCUGGCUGGCUUUUUUGUCAUUAUUGCUUAUGGACUUUACCGUCUGAAACAAAGGGGCAACAUUAAGAUGUCUGUCCACCUGAUUCAUACACGAGUCGCUGCCCAGGCCUGCGUUGUAGGAGCUACGGCUCUGGGGACAACCUACACAAUGUACAAGGAGUACAGACAGCGGCAGAAGGCGGAGAGGGAGGCCAUGCAACGAAUUGAAGGAAACCCUACAAAGGAAUAGACUAUGCAACCAGCUACAACACCGAGAGCCAACACUA